Molecule: messenger RNA, 1014 nt
Organism: Nothobranchius furzeri (turquoise killifish)
Lineage: Eukaryota; Metazoa; Chordata; Actinopteri; Cyprinodontiformes; Nothobranchiidae
Gene: cib3
Product: calcium and integrin binding family member 3
Biological process (GO): calcium ion homeostasis
Molecular function (GO): calcium ion binding; magnesium ion binding
Source: RefSeq, a predicted model, not a curated record
ACGAUGCUGGACGACAGCCCUUAUUCAUCGUCAGAGGGGCUGCUAUUCACAAUGGAGAAAACGAUGAAAUGCUGCCAUUAUGGUGGCCCGAAACCCGAUCUCCCCUUUGGCUCUGGUCUCCUUUUGUCCCAGUAUUUCAUAUCUGACUCAGGCACCAUGAGGGGAAAACAAAAUUCACUCAGUGCUGGAGCAGCGAUGGAUCUGAGGAUCGGCGUUUGGACGCUCAGACAUGGGGAAUAAACAAACCAUCUUCACAGCACAGCAGCUAGACGCCUAUCAGGACUGUACAUAUUUCACAAGGAAAGAAAUUCUCAGACUGUUCUACCGCUAUCGGGAUUUGGCUCCACAGCUCGUUCCUCUCGACUACACCAACCACCCAGAUGUGAAGUUACCAUACGAGCUGAUCGGCAGCAUGCCAGAGCUGAAGGAUAACCCGUUUCGACAGAGGAUUGCUGAGGUUUUUUCCGAGGACGGACAAGGAAACAUGACUCUGAACGACUUCUUGGACAUGUUUUCAGUCCUCAGUGAGAUGGCGCCUAGAGACCUCAAAGCCUACUACGCUUUCAAGAUUUAUGAUUUCAACGACGACGACUUUAUCUGCAAGUCAGAUCUGGAGAAGACCCUGAACAAGUUGACUCGUAACGAGCUGACAGAAGACGAGGUGAGGAUGGUGUGUGAGAAGGUGAUCGACGAGGCGGACCUGGACAACGACGGGCGUCUUUCACUGGAGGAUUUCCAGCACAUGAUUGUCAGAGCUCCAGAUUUCCUCAGCACUUUCCACAUACGGAUUUAAGGAGUUCAAAGAGGUUGAAUCCUAUUCUUGUAAUUGAUGGACUGAAAAUGGCAUUUUUUUAUUUUUGGGGAUUUAGUCCAGAGAUUUUAAACUGCAGAAAUAAAAAAUUGAGUCUAUUAAAAAAAAGGAGACCAGCUAAAUUGAUUUAUUAUAUCUGAAAUAACAGCAGCUUCUUUUGCCAUCCAGCCAAUUAAAACACUGAAAUAAAUUACACAAAUGAA